Messenger RNA from Lolium perenne, 1082 nucleotides. The record is from RefSeq and is a predicted model, not a curated record. NCBI's taxonomy places the organism in Eukaryota, Viridiplantae, Streptophyta, Magnoliopsida, Poales, Poaceae.
GCGUCCAUCCGGCCGAUGAGCCCCACACGCCACGCCCGCAAUCAUCGACUGCUGGUGCUCCAGCUUAUGUCUAGCUUUUCCGGCCAACUGCCAAGCAAAGAUGCAAGUAACUCCGUCGCGUUCUCGCCUCAAGACACAGGCACAGCAUCAAUCCCAGCUCCCUAUAUAUGCAGCACACUGCCCACUCAUCUCGUCACCAACUCUCUUACCGAACAAACCCUUUCCUUAGCAAAAGCGAAAGAGCAGAGCAGCAAGCAAUCAUUCGAGCAGCUACGGGCUACGGCGACGCAGGCCUUGCGAUCGCUUUGCUGCAUUCCGGCGGACACCAUGACAACAAUGGCGACGCCCAAGUCGUUGAAGAAGGCGUCGAUCAGCGGCAAGGCGUGGCGGCUGCUGCGGCUGGCGGUGCUCUGGGCGCGGAAGGGGAGCGCGGCGCGCAGCCUCCGCCUGCUCAAGACCCUGCGCCGCAGCGGCCUCGGCCUCCACGGCAGACGCAACGACCAGCUCCGCUACGGCGAGCGCGAGUUCUCCAUCGACGAGACGCCCUCAUUCCGGUUCCGCACCCCCUCCGCGCGCGUGCUCCGCUUCAUCCCCUGCAUCGCCACCGCCGUCCCUGACACACCCGCUCGCUACGGCGAGGACCGGUACUUCUUCUGCGACGCCCGGGAGUGUUGGCCCAGCCCCAAUCGCCGAGGCUGCUCCGGGGACUACUACGACGAUGCCGAGCUGAGCGAGUGCGGCGUCGAGGAUGACCAGCUGCUCGAGCGGGCGAUGAUGGAGGCCAGCUGCGGGAACGUGGAGGCGGCGGAGGGCAGCGAGGACGCCGGGGUGGACGUGAAAGCGGACGAGUUCAUCGCCAAGUUCUACAAGCAGAUGAAGCUGCAGCGACAGAUCUCCUGGCUGCAGUACAACGAGAUGAUGCACAGGAGUGUCUGCUAGGUAGAUAAUUAGCGGUAGUUAUAUUUUCUGUGAACAGAUACUGAGUUUUGGUUCAGCUUCAACGAUACAUAGUAGUUUGGUGGCUGUAUGUAUGUAUACAUUACUCCUGAUUCCUGAAUUCGUGUUGGAUUUGGUGGCUGCUA